GAGCUGGGUGCUGGUCUGGCCGGCGACGCGCGUGCCCUGUGGCCAAACACUGCCCGGAGUGAGAGCAAACUACCAGCGCAGUGCGUGUAUGCGCGCGCGGGGGUGCGCGCGCGGGGGUGCGAGAGGGUGAGCGAGCGAGCACGGGGCGGAGGGGCGGCCAACUGCUUCACACUUUCAACACUGCACCGAAGAGGGAGAGCGAGACAGCCUGGAGACGCACACAUCCCCCCAAGAUCUCCCCAGGCGAACGUCCCACAGAUUACAGGACAGAACCCUCCAAAUCGAAACGGAGGAAACCGACAGCCAUUGAACAUGGACGAAGGAAUCCCUCAUUUGCAAGAGAGACAGUUACUGGAACAUAGAGAUUUUAUAGGACUGGAUUAUUCCUCUUUGUAUAUGUGUAAACCCAAAAGGAGCUUGAAACGGGAUGACACCAAGGAUACCUACAAAUUACCGCACAGAUUAAUAGAAAAGAAGAGAAGAGACCGAAUUAAUGAAUGCAUUGCUCAGCUGAAAGAUUUACUGCCUGAACAUCUGAAAUUGACAACACUGGGGCAUCUGGAGAAAGCAGUGGUUUUGGAAUUAACUUUGAAGCACUUGAAAGCGUUAACAGCCUUAACGGAGCAGCAGCAUCAGAAGAUAAUUGCUUUACAGAAUGGGGAGCGCUCUCUGAAAUCGCCGGUCCAGGCCGACUUGGAUGCGUUCCACUCGGGGUUUCAAACCUGCGCCAAAGAAGUCUUGCAAUACCUCGCGCGCUUUGAGAGCUGGACGCCCAGGGAGCCGCGCUGUGCCCAGCUCGUCAGCCACCUGCACGCCGUGGCCACCCAGCUCCUGACGCCACAGGUGCCCCCGGGCAGGGGCCCGGGCCGCGCGCCCUGCAGCACGGGGGCUGCGGCCACCCCGGGCCCCGAGCGCGCGGCCCGCUGCGUGCCGGUCAUCCAGCGGACUCAGCCCGGCACCGAGCCCGAGCAUGACACGGACACCGACAGCGGCUACGGAGGCGAGGCAGAGCAGGGCCGCGCCGCUGUCAAGCAGGAGCCGCCUGGGGACCCGUCCCCUGCACCCAAGAGGCCGAAGCUGGAGGCGCGCGGCGCGCUCCUGGGCCCGGAGCCCGCGCUGCUCGGCUCGCUGGUGGCCCUGGGCGGGGGCGCGCCCUUCGCGCAGCCCGCCGCCGCGCCCUUCUGCCUGCCCUUCUACCUGCUGUCGCCGUCCGCCGCCGCCUACGUGCAGCCCUGGCUGGACAAGAGCGGCCUGGACAAGUAUCUGUACCCCGCGGCGGCCGCACCCUUCCCGCUGUUGUAUCCUGGCAUCCCCGCAGCGGCCGCCGCCGCCGCCUUCCCCUGCCUGUCGUCCGUGCUGUCGCCGCCUCCUGAGAAGGCAGGCGCGGCCGCCGGUGUCCCUCUGCUGGCGCACGAGGUGGCGCCCCCGGGGCCGCUGCGCCCCCAGCACGCUCACAGCCGCACCCACCUGCCGCGCGCAGGGAACCCGGAGAGCUCUCAGGAAGAUGCCUCACAGCCGGCCAAGGAUGCCCCCUGAGCCCCCGCAGCUCUUCCAGAACAGGGGCAAGGGGCUCCGGAGGAGUCGCCGGGUUUCCAAGUUCAAAGGCCCCUUAACGCGUGCCAGGGAGGAAGAGUAAGAGAUGCUCCGCAGGCUUAGGACAAAAACAGGUGUUUUGUGUACGUUUGGAGUUCCUGUUUUGCCCGUUUCUCACCCUUUUGCCACCCCACCCCUCUACCCGCUCACACCCAACCCCCGCCCCCGCCGUCACAGAUCCUCCGUGAGAAAUACUGGUUAUGUUCUGUUACCCUCCGUAAAUUCAGUCCAUGCCCCCUCCCCUUUCCAGACAGCCUGGUUCUUGGAGAGCCGUGGGGAACCAUUUCCAGCCUGGUGCUAGGGUCCUCUGACUCUGGGGCCUGGCGCAGCAGGUGUGCCUCCCAGCUGUCCCUUUAGGAGGCACUCCCUUAGCCGAGGAUCUCUCGUGAGGCGUAAAUUUACGCCUGUCAGUAUUUUGUAUUGUUUAUCAUUUUGAAAGGUACUCAUGUUUUCAAAGAGGUGAGGAUGCCGUUGCCCUCCUGGGAGGUGGUUGGAGCGGUGGUUACCCCUUGCACUUGUUUGGAAAGACUGGGAGUCCGGCCAUCUUCAGGCACUGUGUCAGGGUGGGAGCUGGGGAGGGAGGUUGGAGCCCUCCCUGGGCGCCUUCGCUCGCACUUUAUUGACAAAUUGACCUCAAAUCCUCUGCCCCACUUUAAUUUCUCAAUUCCUGUGCAUAUGUCAUAGGUCAUGUUUGUGUUUCUGAUGCGUGUCACCCACCCACCCCCGCCACUGCGCGUCAUUUUACCCAUCAUGGUCCCAAAUUUUUGUAACGUUAACAGUUUAGUUUUGGGUUUUUUUUUUUUUUUUUAAGUGCGCUGGGCUGGAAACUGAUUGAUUUGUGCUCACAUUCUUAGAUGACAGACAUGGAGGGAAGGGCUAGGGUCCCCUGUAACCGGAAGUGCUGUGAAGAGGUACAGGGGAGUCCUGCCAGGCCUGCCAUCUCUGGAGACCAAACCAGAUGCCAGAUAAUCAGAAAGAAAGCUUGUUAAAAUAAGGCAUAAACCAAGACCUUGUCUAGAUAUUUUUAGUUUGUUGCCAAGGUAGCACUGAGAAAUCUCACUUGAAUGUUAUGUAAGGGGUGAGACACAAUAGUCUGGAGUGAAGACAUUAUCUGGGUCUAUGAGUGUGUUCGGGUCCGUCUGCUGCUGCUGCUGCUGUUGCUACUGUUUGCCUCAAACGCUGUGUUUAAACAAUGUUCAACUCUUAGCCUACCAAGGCGGCUGUAUGUACAUAGCUGUUAAUACACCCAAUUAAUGAUGUCUGACAUGCUAUUUUUGUAGGGAGAAGAUACGUGCUAAUGAUAUUUUUAGUUAAAAUAUCUUUUGGGGAGGACUUGGUGAAAUGUUUGCACUUUGGUUACGAUGCUUAUAAUGCUAGGUGCAAGCUUACGCUGUCUUAAAUUAUUAAACAAAUAAAUACUGUCUGCAAGAAACCAGCUGGUUUAGACAAGUUUGGUAUGUAAAGAUAAGCUAGAAACUAUCUUUAUAUUCUAGUAUUUUCAGCACUCCAUAAAUUCUAUUAUCUAAAUAUUGCCACACUAUUUUGUGAUUGAAAAAUUCUUACUAAGGAAUAAAAACUUUAUAUAUGAUACGAGGUUGUCUAAUAAUUAAACAAUACUGAAUACCCCCA
This is a messenger RNA of Peromyscus leucopus (white-footed mouse), 3222 nucleotides long. It is a transcript of the gene Bhlhe41, whose product is annotated as basic helix-loop-helix family member e41. Bases 313 to 1536 code for a protein of 407 amino acids. The transcript is spliced from 5 exons. Gene Ontology annotation, molecular function: DNA-binding transcription factor activity, RNA polymerase II-specific; RNA polymerase II cis-regulatory region sequence-specific DNA binding; protein dimerization activity. Gene Ontology annotation, cellular component: nucleus. NCBI's taxonomy places the organism in Eukaryota, Metazoa, Chordata, Mammalia, Rodentia, Cricetidae. Gene Ontology annotation, biological process: regulation of transcription by RNA polymerase II; regulation of neurogenesis; anterior/posterior pattern specification. The record is from RefSeq and is a predicted model, not a curated record.